AUGGGCUCUGUGUUACCAUCCGAAGCGCUGGCUCUGAGAGGCGGUUUCAAGCCUCACGGCUUCUCGCUGGCGGAGAUGAUCACUUCAGACAUCCUUCACAGCUUUCUGUACGGCAGGUGGAGGAACGUCCUGGGAGAGCAACUUUUCGAGGACAAAAGUAACAGCGGCGGUCAGAAAAUCGCGUUCACCGCCGAAGCACUCGCUCAAUCCUUCAGCGGAGAAGUUCAGAAGCUGUCGAGCCUGGUGCUUCCGUCCGAGGUGAUUAUAGCCCAGAGCUCGAUCCCUGGGGAGGGCCUGGGCAUCUUCUCCAAGACCUGGAUUAAACCCGGCACCGAGAUGGGGCCCUACACCGGCAGAGUCAUCUCCCCGGAACACGUGGACCUGUUCAAAAACAAUAACCUGAUGUGGGAGGUUUUCAAUGACGAUGGCACGGUGCGGUAUUUUAUUGACGCCAGUCAGGAGGACCACAGGAGCUGGAUGACCUACAUCAAGUGCGCCAGGAAUGAGCAGGAACAAAACCUCGAAGUGGUACAGAUCGGAAACAACAUUUACUACAAGACCACAGAGACUAUCCCUCCGGACCAGGAACUGCUGGUGUGGUAUGGAAAUACACAGAACACAUUCCUCGGCAUCCCAGGAGUUCCAGGGCUGGAGGAGGAACACAGGAAAAAGAACAAAGAUGGUAACGAAUGUGAAAUAAUGCUGAGGUGCGGUGGGAAGGUGGGUGCUGUUAUCUAA
This is a messenger RNA of Rhincodon typus (whale shark), 738 nucleotides long. It is a transcript of the gene prdm12b, whose product is annotated as PR domain containing 12b. The record is from RefSeq and is a predicted model, not a curated record. Gene Ontology annotation, biological process: neurogenesis. The coding region runs from base 1 to 738 and encodes 245 amino acids. Gene Ontology annotation, cellular component: nucleus. NCBI's taxonomy places the organism in Eukaryota, Metazoa, Chordata, Chondrichthyes, Orectolobiformes, Rhincodontidae. The transcript has 4 exons. Gene Ontology annotation, molecular function: histone methyltransferase binding.